AUGGCCAUUGAUCACAUUGAUGAGAAUAAAAUCGACAGGAACGGAUUGACACGUGAAGAUUCAACAUCACAGAAUGAGAGCAAUGGACAUAUUUCUCAUUCAUUGACUUUUCGAGCUAUGAUUCUUUUUCAAGUUCUCGCCUAUGGAUCAUAUUCAAUAUUGGUACAUCUUUGUGAACACGAUGGUCAUAUUAUGUUUUCAUCUGCAACAAUGAAUCUAGUUCUUGAGCUUGUGAAACUUGUAUUUUCUCUCAUAGCUCUCGGGUGUGCCUCGAAACAAUCAUCUUCAAUACUUUUCGCAAAAGGAUCUUUCGUUCGACAUUCGUUACCCUAUGCAGUGCCUGGUCUGCUCUAUUUUAUCAAUAAUAAUCUCGCAGUUCAUAUGCAACUUCAGAUGGAUCCGGCCUCUUAUCAAAUUUUGUCAAACUUCAAGAUCGCUACAACAGCUAUUCUCUAUCGUAUUAUUAUCAAACAUAAACUUUCCCAACAGCAAUGGUGCGCCGUAGCACUUCUUUUUUCCGGUGGUCUACUCUACAGCUUAGGUAUUUUUAUUAUUAUUAUUAUUAUUAACGAAUUAUAUCAUUGA
Rotaria socialis is the source of this 585-nucleotide messenger RNA. The record is from the annotation of a GenBank genome assembly. NCBI's taxonomy places the organism in Eukaryota, Metazoa, Rotifera, Eurotatoria, Philodinida, Philodinidae.